Molecule: messenger RNA, 1362 nt
Organism: Phycomyces blakesleeanus NRRL 1555(-)
Lineage: Eukaryota; Fungi; Mucoromycota; Mucoromycetes; Mucorales; Phycomycetaceae
Exons: 6
Coding region: 1-1362 (453 amino acids)
Source: RefSeq, a predicted model, not a curated record
AUGCCACCAUCUCGGACAAAACCCGGGCCAGCUUUUGAGCUUCGGUUCUGUGACAAUAAUAUCGUACAAGUUUAUGACCUAACACGUCGUCAGAAACCAGCCGAAAAACACUUGCUACCCAAUGAAUAUCCAAUUGAUGAUGUUCUGAAAGGAAGACUGCGAUACUCUAAAUUAGGAAAUCAACGUUUAAGUAGACUUUCCGGAGGCAGUAGUAAAUUCCAAGCAUUUCAGCUAGCACUGUCCCGCCAACACUCAAAAGAAACGCUUGCAGACAUAGAAACGGAGUCCAAUGAAGAUAACGACGAACAACUAAAAGAUCGCAGCAAUUUACCCACAAAUAAGAGUGGUGGCAAUAUUGGGAUUGACGGUGGCGGUAAUAAAAGACGAAGACGAAGAGAGCGAACAAGGACAACAGGGUCAAAAUCAGAAUCAGAAUCAGAAUCAGAAUUUAAAUCUAAAUCUAAAUCCAAUACAAAAGAUUCAAUUUAUCCUUCGACUUCCAAUUCAACCAAAAUUCCUGUGGUUGUGAAACGCCAGAUUGAAAUGGACGAAAAGGAAUUGGCAGAAAUAAGAAAAGGACAAGAGGCCGUCCGAAAGGCAAUGGAAAGAAAGGCCAAAAUCCAGAAUGCGCGCAAGAAUGCCAAAAGAGUAAUCGAAAAAGAAGGUCUGGUGGAUACAAACGAUAAUGAAGUAUGUCACACCAACACGCGCCCGGCUUUAAACGGUGUGAAUGAUCUACCUAAUAAUAAUAAUCACUUUACAUGCAGCAAGGUGCCAGAACAGCAGACAGUAUUGGAACACUCAUCAGGGAAAGAUGCAUCAGAUAAAAUGCUUUAUGAAAAGGUUUCUGAACAAGAAUCUUUUGAUAGAGCAAUUCAAAAAUCAUCAUUUUCAGACAUCAAUACACCCAUUCCUGCCAAGAUUUCUCGUAUCCAUUCUACAAACGACUCCUUUGAAUCCAAUGGCCGGACCAGUGGGGAGACAGUAGACACGAUAAUCACUUCACAAAGAGUUCCGACAAAAUAUUUCAGUCUCGCCUCGCCUACACCAAGUCUUCAGCUAUCACACUCCAGACGUUCGUCCAAUGAGACCCAUUUACCCCCCUUGAUAGAAACCGAUUCAAUUCAUAGCAAUACCCACAUCAAGCAAGCACAUCAACCAGAACUAGAACCAAAACGAGAACGAGAACGAGAACGAGAACUAGAACAUUUGGAACAACCACAACACCCAGAGCCAACAAAAUUCCCUCAUAAUCACAAGCAAAAAUAUCAAUAUCAUGAACAACAACAAGAAUAUCAUCAAAACCAAAGAGAGUUGUUCUCUACCUCAACAUCAGCAGGCUAUGUCGGAAAUGCAGAAUGA